This is a messenger RNA of Sardina pilchardus (European sardine), 2423 nucleotides long. Its product is annotated as 4-galactosyl-N-acetylglucosaminide 3-alpha-L-fucosyltransferase 9-like. The transcript is spliced from 2 exons. Gene Ontology annotation, cellular component: membrane. Bases 125 to 1246 code for a protein of 373 amino acids. The record is from RefSeq and is a predicted model, not a curated record. Lineage: Eukaryota; Metazoa; Chordata; Actinopteri; Clupeiformes; Clupeidae. Gene Ontology annotation, molecular function: alpha-(1->3)-fucosyltransferase activity.
AGCGCAACAUACCUCGCUAAGCCACUAAUCGAGCUUCGUAGGACACCCCACAACUUCUACGAGCCUGUGGAGUGGAGGAACUGUUGUGUUUCUUGCUUUGACCACACAUAGUAUUUCUCAACAAAUGUUGGCAAUGGCUUCUACAACCACUAACAUCAAGCAAGUGAUUUUCUACCCAGUUUUUGUUACUUGUGGACUGAUGUUGAUGCUGCUGUUUUUUCAUUCCGUUGACAAACUGUCAUCCACAGUCUGCCCAACUUACUUUACAAAGGCACCUAAUGUGACUGUGGCAAAGCCAGAGAAACCCAUUCUUUUGAUCUGGUUGUUGUGGCCGGCUUUCAAAUUUGACUUCGACAAAGACUGCAUGACCUAUUUCAACAUAGACAGCUGCGUUCUCACAGAUGAUCGCUCCUUGUACAGUGCUGCAGAUGGAGUUUUAUUCUAUCAUAAGGCCAUCGAUAGGAAGCUCAACAAUCUUCCUAAGGGUCCACGGCCAGCAUUUCAAAAGUGGAUCUGGUUCAAUAAUGAAUCUCCAACCAACACUGGCAGAAGAGCUGGAUGGGAUGGAUUGUUCAAUCUGACUUUGACCUUUAGACGAGACUUAGACAUUACUGCUCGCUAUGAACUGAGCAUUGUGAGAAGUCAGGAACAAUUUGUGCUUCCCCAGAAAAAACAAAUUGUUUGCUGGAUUUCAAGCAAUAACAUAGCGGGGACUGGUGCAUCAACCCGACUGAACUAUUACCAUGAAUUAAAGAAGCAUAUUGAUGUGAAAGUAUACGGUCGAGCUGUCUCAGGAGCAAGUUUUCUAAGGUAUGAAGACUAUUACUCUACCAUUGCUAGCUGCAAAUUUUACUUGGCCUUUGAGAACUCCAUUCAUGAGGACUACAUCACAGAAAAGUUAAAUGGACCAAUGGUCAGUGGGACUGUGCCAGUAGUUUUAGGCGCAUCCAGGGAGAACUACGAACAGUUUAUUCCUGCAGACUCAUUCAUCCACGUGAAUGACUUUCCUAACCCAAAAGCUUUGGCUGAAUACCUGCUUCAGUUGAAUCAAAACAAAGACAUGUAUAUGCGUUACUUUGCAUGGAGGAAAUACUUCAAAGCUACACCUCAUCUUUUAUCAACACGCAAUGAAUUUACACAGGCCUUCUGCGCUGCCUGUGACCAUAUUGGUAAAGACAACACCUAUAAUGUGGUCCAGGAUCUGUUCUGGUGGUACCAGAAAAAUAUUAGUGGGCACUCAUGGUAAUGCGAUGAUAAGAUCUCUAAGGCUGCAUUUACAGCAGCAGUUUUUGAGUAGGUGCAUAGAAAACCCAGGAUGAAGCUUUACAUUUUGUCUUUUAGUCUUUCAGAGUGCAAACCUCUCCAGCUUCAAUUUUACAUGACCUUAAUGACCUGAACCUGACCUGAAAAAGUUAGGAUUAGCUUAUAUAAGGUAGCCUUUAAAUCAUUAAAAUGUUUUUCAAUUUCUCCUUCUGGUGUGGGCUUUAGUUAGUUACCUCCACCAAGGAGGUUAUGUUUUCAUUGGGGACCAGCGUUUGUUUGUCUGUCUGUCUGUCUGUCUGUCUGUCUGUCUGUCUGUCUGUCUGUCUGUCUGUUUGUUCCAGGGAAGGUCAGAAAUGACCCAAGGAAGAAAUUAUUAAAUUUUGGGAGUGAUCCGUAUCACCGUCGGGAUUCCGGAGGCGUUUGUUUUCCGCUUAGCGUUGUAAUGGCAUGGUAUGGCCACGUGGUGGCCAUCUGAAUAGUUUAGGGUCAAAUGUAUGACAACCUAGGAAGAAUACAGGCGGAGGUCUGCGCUCUCUGAGUGCUUUUCUAGCUUAGUCUAGAUUAGUUUGAUCUCUGUGAAGACUCAUCAUCACACAUCAUUGGGAUUUCUUAUAGCUGGUCAGUGGUCACCUGUUCAUCUCUUUAGUUAUUGUUUUAAAAACUUAAUUAUAAAUCAGAAUGAGAGAGAAGCGAAUUCAUACCGUCACAUUUAGUCACAUUAUUGAGUGACCAAAUGGAAUAGGGUGAAUGUUCAUUUUAGCAUAUGACGUACUGUAUAUUAGCAAGUACACUGUACAAAAUGUCACUACCCCCGACCUCCUGCCUCGUGCCUAUGGUAAAGACAGUCAUGGAUAGCCUGUCCCACUGACCCAGAUGUCUCCUUUAUCAAAAUCAAACCAAAAUCCUACAGGAUUCCAAUAGCAACAAUCAAAAAUACCAAAAUCCCAAUCAACUCUACGCUGUAAGGCUCCUCUAACAUGACCACCCAGAAAUGUAACGGCAGGGGUUCGGGGAGGGGAUGCUACUUGGGUCGCUACUUUGGGGCCUAUUUCAGAGAUCCAGUUGCUUAUUUUUGCUCACGUGAUCUGGCAUCACUGAUGCUGACUACUCAUGUUUUCAUACAUAUUUACUUAAAUAAACCUAUUUUUGUUAACGCUUUA